AUGCGCCGACUUCCAAAGAGCGACAUGAUGAAGUUGGUUGCAAAGCAAACGUGGUUGCACGGCGGGAGUGCGGCCGAAGACAUCGGGCGAUGCAGACUGAAGGGACGAGGAAGGGGAAAGGGAGGAGGGGGAGAUGAGAGGAAAGGGCGGAGGGGCAGAGGGGCAGAGGAGGGGGGGCAGGUGAAGGCAGCGGCGCGCAACAAAGCACCUUCCGGGAACCGCCACAAUACAGGUUUGCGGCGACGUGCGAUACCUUCGCAGAUACAGGCGACCGGCCAGGUAAUGCACUCGGCCCUUUUGUCAACCGAAACGUCGCCCGCGGAGAAACGGUACCUCGACCUACAGCUGCGGCUUCGUAACAGGCGUUCGAGUUUGUUCAUUCCCUUAAUACAUCACCAGGUCAAGGCUUCAAAU
Iphiclides podalirius (scarce swallowtail) is the source of this 414-nucleotide messenger RNA. The record is from the annotation of a GenBank genome assembly. Lineage: Eukaryota; Metazoa; Arthropoda; Insecta; Lepidoptera; Papilionidae.